Molecule: messenger RNA, 2088 nt
Organism: Drosophila bipectinata
Lineage: Eukaryota; Metazoa; Arthropoda; Insecta; Diptera; Drosophilidae
Gene: Alp12
Product: Alkaline phosphatase 12
Biological process (GO): dephosphorylation
Molecular function (GO): alkaline phosphatase activity
Source: RefSeq, a predicted model, not a curated record
UGGCGAGAGCCGGAGACGAGUUUUAUAUGAAUCACUUUAAUUUUGGAGCUGAGCGGUGGCCAUAAACAAAUACAGAGAAAAAAAAGUCUGGUUAAGGCUAAGGCCGUCCAAGUCUAGUCGUUCCAAGAUGGAGAAAAGAAGUGAUGUGGCCGGUAACAGCUCCAAAUUUAGAAAACUAAGCGACACGGAUAUAGCCGAAGUGCAGCUCAAUAAUCUGGACUCCAGUGCUAAGGAUGAGAUUGAAAUUGGAAGUGCCCACAGCACGGAGAACUCCAGAUUUCAUGGUGCUCCGGAGCAGCCUCAGAGAUGGUUCACAUCGAAAUUUUUCAUCUUCUCCGUGAUAUUCUCGUGCCUCCUGAUCACCGCCAUGUGCAUCGGAUUCGUGGUCCAUUAUGCCAAGAGUGGCGAUGUGGGGGACAUGGACACCGUUAGCUAUUGGCCCGUCAAGCUGCCCCAGGAACAGCAGGAGUGGUACGAUCGGGGGAUUAACGAGCUAAAGAAGGCCGUGUCUCGGGAAUUCAAUCGACGUCGUGCCAAGAAUGUGAUUCUUUUUGUGGGUGACGGCAUGGGUCCGAAUACAGUGACCGCUGCCCGAAUCUACGGCUUCAAGGAAGAAGGACUCCUAUCCUGGGAGAACUUCCCGCACAUGGGACUGCUGAAGACCUACUGUGCCGACAAGCAAGUUCCGGAUUCCUUCUCCACGGCCACGGCUCUCUUCGGCGGCGUCAAAGUCAACUACGAGACGGGCGGAGUCGACGCCAAUGUUCCGCUGGGAAACUGCACAGCCUCCCAGGACGAAGAUCAUCAUGUCCAGACCAUCCUAAAGUGGGCCCAGGUGGACGGAAUGCGAACGGGAUUUGUAACCACCACACGGGUCACCCAUGCCACUCCGGCGGCACUCUACGCCCAUGUUCCCGAUCGCCGAUGGGAGUGCGAGACGGGAAUGAAACCGGAGGAUCGGGCUCAGGGGUGCAUGGAUAUAGCUCGUCAGCUGAUAGAGAAGCCCACGGGGCAGGGGAUUAAUGUCAUCAUGGGGGGAGGUCGGCAAAUGUUGGUGUCAAACGUCACCGAUUCCGCCGCCGAUCCACUGGACACCUGGGCUAGCAAAUCCGCAGACGGACGCGAUCUCAUCCGGGAUUGGCGGCAGCUCAAGGAGGCAGAAGGGGUGUCCCAUGCCGUGGUGCAGAAUAAUCGGGAGUUGUGGAAUCUCAAUGGCGAAAACACCGACUACGUACUGGGGAUUUUCGCGAACGGACACCUCAUGUACGACCAUGAGCGGGAUCGCAGUGAAUCCGGAAUGCCAUCUUUAUCCAACAUGACCCUGAAAGCCAUGGAGGUCCUGGGCAAUAGUGACAAGGGAUUUCUGCUUGUGGUUGAGGCUGGAUUGAUUGACCAGGCCCACCACAGAGGAAAAGCCCGGAAAGCGCUGCACGAAGUCCUGGAACUCAAUGUGGCAGUGGAGUCCACCCUGAACUUUCUGAAGUCCACGGACCGAUUGGAUGAGACAUUGGUUAUAGUGACGGCCGAUCAUUCGCACAGUCUAACCAUAAAUGGACACCCUGAAAGAGGAGCCAGCAUUCUGGGUCUCGCUGGUAAAUCCAAGACGGAGAACACCCCAUACACCACCCUCACCUACGGCACCAGCUAUCAGGGCUUUCAGGUGGACCCGGAAACCCAGAAGCGAAAGAAUCCAACGGAGGAGGACAUCACCGAUUGGGAAUACACCCAGCAGGCAGCCAUCAAUACGGACGAGAAUCUCCACGGCGGCUCGGAUGUCACCAUCCAUGCCGAGGGAGCCAUGUCCUACCUGUUCCACGGAGUUCACGAGCAGAGCUACGUGGCGCAUGCUAUAUCCUACGCCCUGCGAAUCGGCAGAUUCCGGGACAGCUCCAUAGCCGAGACUUUGGCGGAGCUAACGCCUUUGUAGAUGAAUAGGAUUUGUCUCAGAAUCAAAAAUCGUAGUGCCUCAAAAUAUUGGAGUCAUCUUGCCAAAAUGAAGUUCAGGGAUUAAGCUCUGGAAACAAAGCGUUCAUUUACUUAAAAUAUAAAUAAAAUAUGCUAAAGAAUUAAUAAAAAAAUACUUUUUUA